AUAUAAACGGAAUUAAAAAACAAAAAUGUCUGGAAAAUGUAUGUAAAUAUUGUACAUACUGUUUUGACGAAAACAAAUUAUAAAAAAAAAUAUCAAAUCAGCGUAUCCCAUUGCGUGUACCAUAUGAUGUAAUUUUUUUACUGCGUUAAAUUGACGAAAUCAUAAUUAUUAUAAGUGACAAAAGAGGUAAACAUGUCGAUACCACCUAUAAAUUAUUCUGUGCCUCCGCCGAGUCUAAAUAUGCCACCGCCGGUGUCGCCUCACCACGUAUCACCUGCCACCUCUAACCCGAACUUUUACAAUCAUCCUCCCCCUCUGUAUCAUAUGCCCGCGCUGCAACACGCAGAUCAAUCACCUUACGUUGCCAUGGCUUCGUUACCCCAGUUCGACGUUCCUCCACACGUGUAUCCUGCAUACUCAGAUCCUUUGGACGUAUCUCAACCCACGCCACACUACUACCCUCCACCGGUAUCCAACGAAUACAUGUAUCAAAACCCUGAGGAUUAUAAAAAUCAAGACCCACAAUGGUAUAAUUCAAGUGGCAUUGACAAUGGCGAUCUUAUGGCCGCACCGAGCACCUCCAAGUGUAUUCCACGUAUAAACGAAAGGUCAUCCUCAACUGAACGGUAUAGAUAUCAAUACAGUUCAAAGGAAUAUUUGUCAAAACACAGAUAUUCACCUGGAAGAAGCCAUAGCUAUGAGUACCGUGACUACAGGGACCAUGACAGAUAUAGAGAUAGGGAAAGGGAAUUUGACGGAGAGGGGAGAAGAGACAGAUACCGAGAAAUUGAGAGAGAGAGAAGAAGGGACAGGGAUAGAGAAAUGGAAAGGGACAGAAGUAGGGAUUAUAGAUAUAGGAGUCGCAGUCCCACCUAUCACAGCCAUCAUGGAAGAAGUCCAUCACGAUCCAGCACCAGGGAUCGUGAAGCUUAUUAUAGGGAGAAAGAGAGUAAAGAAAAAGAAGAAUAUGAGAGGAGGAGAUAUGAGUAUGAACGCUAUCGAAGUAUGUCUCGUUAUAGCAGCUACCGAAGUCACAGUAGGAGUUGUGAUUCCCGUGCUUCAGUUAGACCUCGUCGGUCACGAAGUCGAAACAAGCGAUCUUGUAGCAGAGAAUCAUAUAGGCCCAGUCGUACAAGAGAAAUGUCACAUUAUUCUCACAAGAAUGUACCACCAAAACCUAUGUCUGACCGAGAAAAAAUUUUAGAAGAAUAUAGAAAGAACUACUGUCAAACUUCUGAAGACUUUAUACAGAAGAUGGAGCAAUGGUCAAAGGAGCACAGUGUUGAAGAGGAAGAGGGACCAAAGAUGUGGUACAGAAGCUCUCCAGCCGAGCUGUAUUAUAAACCAGUAGAAGGUGGCACUGGUGUACAGCAAACAUCAAAACUGGAAAAACUUUGUGAAAAAUUUUACACAAAACUUAUUGAGAGGGGACGUAAUGCACGACCAGAAGUUGAUGAAUUACCUCCUUUAAAAACACCUAAGGCUAAAACUUGUAUGCACACAAAUUCACAGGAUGACAAAAAGAUGACAUCAUCUUCAUCAUAUUUGGAUGAAGAAGGUUUUGAAGGGUUUACCGACAGGAUCAUGCUGGAGUUACAAAGGAAACAGAGUCAUCCGAGACGGUUACAUCCUGAGAUGUGGUUUAAUAGUACAGGAGAGAUGAAUGGCGGACCGUUGUGUCGAUGCAGUGCUAAAGCGAGGCGUUACGGCAUGCGACAUGGAGUGUACGCUGGGGAGGAAACCUUCCCCAAAUGUAAUCCUUUGCAGAAUAAUAUUGAUAAGCUAUAUCAUUACAGAAUAACCGUAUCGCCGCCCACAAAUUUCCUGAUCAAAGCGCCAACUAUCAUAGGGCAUGACGAGCAUGAGUUCCUAUUCUCUGGUUUCUCGAUGUUCUCACACUACAAGCUCGCUAAGCUGCCGAUGUGCAAAGUGAUCAGGUUUAACAUAGAAUACACCAUUCUGUAUGUGGAGGAACCAGCGCCGCAGAAUUUCACCAUAAAAGAAUUGGAUUUGUUUGAGGAAUUCCUGUUCUAUGAAUUACUGGAGUUGGUAGAUUUAGAUUUGGGAAAAGCGACGGAUACAACUUGUUCACAAUUCCAUUUCCUGCCGAGAUUCGUAAGGUAUUUACCAGAAGGUGGAUGUGAGGUACUGUCCAUGUGCGAAGUUAUAAAAUAUUUAAUAGACGAGAGUGGUUUGUUGAUACCGCCGGAGACAUUGUCGGACGUCCACGAAAUGGAUCAUUACACGUGGCAAAAGUUUGUCGACAGGAUAAAAGGUAUGAUAGUUACCUACCCGGGAAAGAAGCCGUGUUCCGUCCGCGUCGAUCAGCUAGACCGCAGCCCGCCGACGGGCGAGUCCAAACAUACCAAAGAGACGAAGAAAUUUUAUCCUGAAAUUGUACAUUUUGGUAUAAGACCGCCGCAAUUGAGUUACGCUGGCAACCCAGAAUAUCAAAGAGCGUGGCGGUAUUACGUGAAGUAUAGACAUUUGAUCGCAAACAUGGCAAAACCGUCUUUCAAUGAGCGACAGAAACUCGCCGCGAAAGAGGCGCAAUUACAAGAGAUAAGGAUGCAGAACAAAAUGAAACGUGACGUCACGGUCGCUAUGUCGUCUGAGGGAUUCCAUACUACUGGCUUGAUGUGUGAUGUUGUGCAGCACGCCAUGCUCAUUCCGGUUUUGGUACGUCACCUCCGUUUCCAUAAAUCCUUGAACACACUAGAGGAGAAAAUUGGUUAUGUGUUCAAACAACGUGCUUUACUACAAACGGCAUUAACUCAUCCCUCCUAUAGGGAGAAUUUUGGCACAAAUCCCGAUCAUGCAAGGAAUAGUCUUACUAAUUGUGGUAUUAGACAACCGGAGUAUGGCGAUAGAAGGAUACAUUAUACGAGAAAGAAAGGUAUCGUGACACUAAUCAACAUAAUGUCACGUUUCGGUAAAAACAGAGAGACUGAAUCCGAAAUGAAACACAACGAGCGUUUGGAGUUCCUCGGAGACGCUGUUGUGGAGUUCCUCUCGUCAAUACAUUUGUUCAAAAUGUUCCCUGGACUAGCUGAAGGCGGUUUGGCGACUUACAGAGCUGCUAUAGUACAGAAUCAACACUUAGCACAGCUGGCAAGGAACAUCGAGCUGGAGCAGUUCAUGCUGUACGCCCACGGGUCGGACCUGUGCCGCGACGUGGUGAUGCGCCACGCCAUGGCCAACAGCUUCGAGGCACUCAUGGGCGCGCUCUUCCUCGACGCAGGACUGCAGGUUGCAGACAGAGUAUUUUCCCUUGCUCUGUGGUACAACGAGCCGAUGUUACACGAGGCGUGGACAAAGGAGCGCUUGCACCCGCUGCAAGAGCAAGAGCCUCUCGGCGACAGGAAAUACAUCAAGGACUUUGAGUUUCUACAGCGGCUUACUGAGUUUGAAGAUUCAAUCGGCGUGCAGUUCAAGCACAUCCGGCUGCUGGCGCGUGCGUUCACGGACCGCUCGGUGGGGUUCACGCACCUCACGCUCGGCUCCAACCAGCGCCUCGAGUUCCUCGGCGACACCGUGCUGCAGCUCGUCGUCUCCGACAGGCUCUACCGACACUUCCCCGACCACCACGAGGGACACUUGUCGUUGUUACGUUCGUCUCUUGUGAACAACCGCACGCAGUCGAUGGUGUGCGACGACCUGAACAUGUCCGCGUACGCGAUAUACAACAACCCCAAAGCCAAGCCCACGACGAAAAAACACAAGGCGGAUUUGUUAGAAGCGUUCCUUGGAGCUUUGUUUAUUGACAAGAACCUAGAAUACUGUCAGGCGUUCUGCAACGCUUGCCUAUUCCCGCGUCUGCAAGAGUUCAUCAUGAAUCAAGAUUGGAACGAUCCCAAGUCCAAGUUGCAGCAGUGUUGCCUCACGCUGCGUUCCGUUGAAGGCGGCGAACCCGACAUACCAGUUUACAAAGUCAUCGAGUGCCUCGGACCCACCAACACGCGCGUCUACACCGUCGGCGUGUACUUCCGCGGCGCGCGCCUCGCCGCCGCGCGCGGACACUCCAUACAGGAGGCCGAGAUGAACGCCGCCGAGCAGGCGCUCAACUCCUCGCACGAACUGUUCCCACAAUUGGAUCACCAGAAGAGAUUGAUAGCAAAGAGUUUAAAAAAGAAAAACCGUCGCGGCAAAGGGCAUGAGAGUCCUAACUCGGAACGAAGUGCACUAAAACGAAAACGUCUUGAGGAGAAAGUUCCCAAAGCCUACCGACUCGAUAAACAAGAUGAGCAAUCUGAGGAAAGCAGUGAGCACGAACUGUCGCAGGACGAAGCCAAAAGUGUUGGAAAUGGAGAUAGUUCUGACGAAGACUCCGGUCUCGAUAGUGACACCAAGUCUGUGUCGUAUGAAGAAUUGGAAAACGUACAAGUUAGCAGUUUGCUGAGCGACAUGGAAAAAAUGAAGGAAGAUUUCAUUCGGAGGAAUGAGUAUGAGAAACUGAAAGAGAAAUGUCGCCGGUCGGAUUCGGAUGAUGAUUAGAUUAAUAGCAGGCUGUGUAUUAUCGUGCUUUGAAAACAUAUUCUCAUAAAUCUUUAGAUUCUGCGACUUAUGUAGUCCAUGUUUCUUAAGGUGUUACCACGUAUGUGUUAUAUCAUCAUAUACAAGGUCAUUUAGGUAUUGCGUUGAUAAAUGAAACCAAAUAUUCAUCUUUACUUCUGCUAACGAAUGUUUUCGCUAAAAUUGCCGAUUUACUUUCUGAUUUUUGCACAAUCUACAUUAGUGCGAAUAUGAUGCCCGCGUCAGUGUUUCGCUGACAAAAUGUGAUGCUGCCUCUCCGACGACUUCUCUCGGAGUAGUAGUAGUGGCAUUAGGACGUCGAAAGUUAAAAUUAUGUACUUUUUAUUAAUAUUUAUUUUCUUCAAAACUUACACUUUUUCACUAUACAUCUAUGGUUACAGUACCUUAUUGUAAAGUGAUAUUUUCAAUAAGAGGAGUAUGUGCUUUCAUUUAAUAACACAAAGUCAAGAUGACACCCUGUAUUGGGUGGUAUAACAUUCAACAUUUUAAUUACAUUUUGUUAAAAAAAAGGUUUUGAUGUUAACUACUCCUACAUAAGUAAAAAACACAUAACAAAUUAUGUAUUAUAGUAUAACAUAUUUUACAUUUCAUGACAGUAUAAAACGUGAUUUUGGGUGCACGUACCGAGGAGGUACGUGCUAACCUAAAUGGAAGCGGCAUUCGUUUAAAGCAAGCUUUAUUUUUUUUAUAAAUAAAAACAAAAUCGCCCUUACUGUAUGCCCGCUGUCGUCCGGUUAAAAAUUAUUUGACAUAAAAUAUAAUUUGCUAUUGUGUAGCAUUUUUUUAUAAAUACAAUAAAUAGCAACAUGAUUGUGCUGAAGAAUAACUUUUUUUAAUAGAUUGUGAUAAAAUGUUGCAUAACAAAUGUUUCAAAACACCUUACGUGACUCCUUUAGGUUUAUGUAAUUAAUCCAAUUAUUUAAGAAAACCAAUAAAAGUGAUGAAUUUUA
Messenger RNA from Manduca sexta (tobacco hornworm), 5483 nucleotides. It is a transcript of the gene drosha, whose product is annotated as ribonuclease 3. Gene Ontology annotation, biological process: primary miRNA processing; regulation of gene expression; pre-miRNA processing. Gene Ontology annotation, molecular function: double-stranded RNA binding; ribonuclease III activity. The transcript has 19 exons. The coding region runs from base 193 to 4494 and encodes 1433 amino acids. The record is from RefSeq and is a predicted model, not a curated record. Gene Ontology annotation, cellular component: nucleus. NCBI's taxonomy places the organism in Eukaryota, Metazoa, Arthropoda, Insecta, Lepidoptera, Sphingidae.